Entelurus aequoreus (snake pipefish) is the source of this 5886-nucleotide messenger RNA. RefSeq lists its product as uncharacterized. Gene Ontology annotation, biological process: DNA integration. The record is from RefSeq and is a predicted model, not a curated record. The transcript is spliced from 2 exons. Gene Ontology annotation, molecular function: nucleic acid binding. NCBI's taxonomy places the organism in Eukaryota, Metazoa, Chordata, Actinopteri, Syngnathiformes, Syngnathidae. Bases 1 to 5667 code for a protein of 1888 amino acids.
AUGUCUAACCACGGAGACACCCCUCCGCUCUCCCAGCUAGAAGUCAGAUCAAAGUGCAGCUCGACUUCAUCACGCUGGUCAUCAGUCAGCCUUGCUGCAGCAAAAGCACGAGCCAACGCUGAAGCCGCCAGCACCAGAGCAGAGUACGCCAAGCGCCAAAUAGACAUGGAGGUCGAACGGGCACACAUCGAAAUGGAAAAAACUCGGCUGGUAGCUACUAUGAACGCCCUGAAGCAAGAGGGAGAGGCUAAAGCAGCGCUCGCAGCAGCAAGGGUCCUUGAGGCUGCAGUUUUGGACCAAACAGAGCUGGAAGAGCCGCCAGAUAUUCCCACUACAACAGCCAUGGCUGCCGGCCGCACUCAAGAAUAUGUAAACACUCAAUUUCACAAUGAUGCUAAUGUGGAAGAUGAGACAAAGCCUGAUAUAGAACAAAAGUGGGACAUAAACAACACCAACAAUGUCGAGCCAAGCCGACCAACAGCUAUGACACAUGCAUGUGAGUACACCCCCAGCUAUCGACCUAUCAGACAACCCGAGCCACCGCCAUUUCAUUCCCCCAACUACACUGAAGCAUAUAACGUCCCAUCUCCAUCUUUGCGCCAACAAACUAAUGUAUCAGACCUCGCUGUGCUCCUCUCACGUCGUGAUCUACUGACAGCAGGACUCACAGUCUUUGAUAACAAGCCAGAGACCUAUGUAGCAUGGAAAUCUAUGUUUCACAACGCCACUGGGGAUUUGAACUUGAAAUGCUGCGAAGAGCUUGAUCUACUGACUAAAUGGCUGAGCGGUGAGUCCCUCCAGCAUGCUCUGAGGAUUAGAGCCGUUCACGUUAGCAACCCAGAAGCAGGUCUUGAACGUUUAUGGCAAAGGCUCGACAGAAAUUAUGGCUCACCAGAAGCGAUCGAGGCUUCACUGUUUAAUCGCCUUGAAAGUUUUCCCAAAGUUGGCCAUAAAGAAAGUCACCUCCUGCAGGAGCUUGCAGACCUUCUCCAAGAGCUCGAGGCGGCGAAAGAUGAAGGGUAUCUGCCAGGCCUCAGCUUUCUCGACACCUCAAGAGGAAUAAACCCAAUUGUGGAAAAGCUCCCUGGCGGCCUGCAGGAGGCGUGGGUCAGAGAAGGGUCAAGAUAUAAAAAAGAUCACAAAGCUCACUACCCACCUUUCUCCUAUUUUGUCCAGUUUGUCAACAACCACGCAGAAAUGAGAACAGACCCCAGCUUCAUCCUGCAAAGCUGCGGCUCUACACACAUGAAAGCAGAAAGGACACUAGUGAGACAGACACGCUUCAAAGUCCCAGUCACAACAAACAAAACACAGGUCGGUGCGGCUAACAAUGAACCAAAAGCUGCCCCUCUUGACCCCAAUAAACAGUGUCCAGUGCACAAGAAACCACAUUCUCUCACCAAAUGUAGAGGAUUCAGAAUGAAGGCAUUGGAUGAGAGGAGAAGUUUGCUUAAGGAGCUGUCAAUCUGCUACAAGUGUCUCUCAUCAACAGAGCACAGAGCUAAAGACUGUAGAGCUACCAUUCACUGUGUGGAGUGCAACAGUGAUUCACACACCUCUGCCAUGCAUGCUGGGCCACCCCCAUGGACAGAUACAGGCCCUGGCAUCCCACCAUUGGCCCAUGGCGGGGAGCCGGAUACCCAAAGCCCCACCGUGACCACAUCUAGCUGCACUGAGGUAUGUGGACAGGGACUACAGGGAAAGUCCUGUUCUAAAAUUUGCCUGGUGAAUGUGUACCCCUGCUCAGCCCCCAAUGAAAAAAGAAAAACGUACGCGAUCUUAGAUGAUCAGAGUAAUGUGUCAUUAGCUCGGUCCCGCUUUUUUGACAUGUUCAACCUGCAUGGUGAGGCCCUCCCUUACACAAUGAAAACGUGCUCAGGAACAGAAAACACACAAGGGCGAAGAGCUCAUGGCUUUGUCAUCGAGGGCAUAAAUGGAAAAGUGUCAAUAACACUACCCAUACUCACUGAGUGUAACCAGAUCCCAGACAACAGAAGUGAGAUACCCACUCCUGAAGCUGCUGCAGCACAUCCUCACCUCUCUCAAGUAGCCACACAAAUACCGCCACUUGAUCCAUCAGCUGACAUUCUUCUCCUGCUGGGCAGAGAUGUGAUUCAGGCUCACAAGGUCCGCCGCCAGAUAAACGGCCCAAACGAAGCUCCUUACGCCCAACAGCUUGAUCUCGGGUGGGUAAUCAUUGGAGAUGUCUGCCUCUCAGGAGCUCACAGACCCACGGUGAACUCCUACAAGACAAACUUACUUGAUAACGGCCGCCCCAGUUUCCUCUCUCCCUGUGAAAACAGAAUCUACACAAAGGUAAAGUUCACAGAAGAAAAUCCCCUGUUUGAGAACAUGCAACCCAAAGAUGAGCUGAGCAAACACAUCUUUAAGCAAACAGCAGAUGAUGACAAACUGGCACUCUCUACAGAAGAUGAGUCGUUCCUGAAUGUUAUGCACCAUGGGUUUGUUAAAGAUGAGGCUAAUAACUGGGUCGCUCCCCUCCCGUUCCGUCAUCCCCGACUCCGCUUGCCUAACAAUAGAGAGCAGGCACUCACCCGCCUCAUGUCUCUACGCAAGACACUAAAGAGAAAGCCGGAAAUGAAAGGGCAUUUCGUGGAGUUUAUGAAGAAGACAUUCAACAAAGGACACGCAGAAAAGGCCCCUCUUCUUAAACCCCACCAAGAAUGUUGGUAUCUCCCAAGCUUUGGCAUUUACCACCCACAAAAGCCAGGUAAAAUCAGAAUCGUUUUCGAUUCAAGUGCCCAGUGUGAGAAUGUAUCGCUUAAUCAAGUGCUGCUCAAAGGCCCAGAUCUUAACAACGGCCUUGUAGGUGUGCUUCUCCGUUUCAGAGGUGAACCAUAUGCUGUGAUGGCUGAUGUGGAGCAGAUGUUUCACAACUUUAUGGUCAGGGAAGACCAUCGUGAUUACCUGCGCUUUCUCUGGUUCCGCGACCACGACCUGGAUGGAGAAGUGGACGAGUUUCGGAUGACAGUUCACGUGUUUGGAAACUGUCCAUCUCCCUCAGUCGCCAUCUAUGGACUCAAGAGAACUGCUGUGGAGGGAGAGAGUGAGUACGGCAGCGAGGUGAGGAAAUUCAUUGAGCACCAUUUUUAUGUAGAUGACGGGCUAAAGUCAUUCGCCUCUGAGGACGAGGCAAUCGACAUCCUCACCAGAGCACAGAAAAUGCUAGCUCAAUCGAACAUCCGUCUCCACAAGAUUUCAUCUAACAGUCCUGUUGUCACCAGCGCAUUCCCAGGAGAAGAUCUCGCUACAGGUCUGCAGGGUCUUGAGCUCGGACAGGAUGCACCACCCAUGCAAUACAGCCUCGGACUGGGCUGGAACUUGUCCACUGACCAGUUGUCGUUUCGAGUGGAGAUCACUGACAAGCCCUUCACCAAGCGUGGUGUGUUAUCAGUCAUCAACAGUUUGUAUGACCCGCUUGGGUUCGCUGCGCCAGUGAGCAUUGAAGGACGCUCCAUCCUGAGAGAGAUCUCCAAAAACAUCAGUGAAUGGGAUACUCCUCUACCUAAGGAGCAACAGGACAAGUGGCAGAGAUGGAAAGACGCUCUACAGCACUUGGAACAGCUCAAGAUCUCACCAGUCGGAGCUGUCGCCUACUUGAAACUCACCACUGCUGAUGGACACAGUGACGGGGGCUUUCUCCUCGGCAAAGCCAGGCUAGCUCCAAAACCAGACAUCACCAUUCCCAGAUUAGAGCUGUGUGCCGCAGUGCUGGCUGUCGAAGUAGCAGACAUGGUCCAAGAAGAGCUCGACUUUACGUUUGAUGAAGUCAGCUUCUACACAGAUUCUAAAGUAGUACUCGGCUACAUUUUCAAUGACAAGAGACGCUUUUAUGUGUAUGUACAUAACCGCGUUGAACGCAUCAGGCGCUCCACUCAGGCUCACCAAUGGCGUUAUGUGCCCACACAUUUAAACCCAGCUGACCAUGCCACACGUGGACUGCCUGCUGAACAUCUUUCCCACUCUACAUGGCUCAGUGGCCCUCCCUUCCUCACUGACUCAGGCCUAGGUCAAACACAGGAAAUGCCCUUUGACCUCAUUAACCCCGAACAUGACACUGAGCUGCGUCCAGAGGUUGUAUCCUGUGCUACCUCCCUCUCUAAAAGCACUCUCUGGGCAGCAAGGUUCGAAAGAUUCUCCAGCUGGACCCGCCUGUUAAAGACUAUCGCCAGGCUACGCCACAUCGUCACAUGUUUUAAGGCUGCAUCUGAGAGCAGAUGCCAUGGAUGGCACAAGUGUGACAAGAACAUUACUGAAGACCAGCUCCAGCAGGCUAAAGCCAUCAUCAUUCGUGCAGUGCAAAGUGAGGUGUACGCAGAUGACAUCAGGCACGUGGAACGUGGUGAGUCUGUCUCCAAGAAAAGCCCACUUAGCAAACUGAACCCAGUAAUGGACAGUAACAUGGUCUUACGAGUUGGAGGUCGGCUGACUAAGGCUCAACUCACAGCAGACGAAACACACCCUAUACUCCUCCCCAGUAAACACCACGUCACUCAGCUCAUAAUCAGACAAUUUCAUUCACAAGUACGCCACCAGGGCAGACACUUCUCCGAAGGUGCUAUCAGAGCUGCUGGUUUCUGGAUAGUGGGCGGGAAAAGAGCAGUCAGCAGUGUUGUUUUUAACUGUGUUACAUGUCGCAGAUUGAGAGGCAAACAACAAGAACAGAUCAUGUCAGACCUACCAGAAGACAGAAUGUGCACAGACCCUCCUUUUACAGGUGUUGGCCUAGAUGUUUUUGGCCCUUGGCCCGUCACAGUCAGGAAAACACGUGCAGGUCAGGCAGAAGCAAAGAGAUGGGCGGUAAUCUUCACCUGCAUGAGUACUCGUGCCAUCCACAUUGAAGUGAUAGAGUCAAUGGACACUUCGUCAUUCAUUAAUGCGCUGCGACGCUUCUUCGCCAUCAGAGGCGCUGCCAAGCUGCUCAGAUCAGACUGUGGCACAAACUUUGUGAGUGCUUGCAGAGAACUUCACAUUGACAAAAAGGGCUGUCACAAUGACAAAAUCAACACCUAUCUUGGAAACAGUGGUUGUGAGUGGCAUUUUAAUCCCCCACACGCUUCCCACAUGGCUGGAUCAUGGGAGCGCAUGAUCGGCGUCAGUCGACGGAUUCUGGACGCAAUGCUGCUGCAGCACGGAAAGGCCAAGCUCACACAUGAAGUACUGGUGACGUUCAUGUCGGAAGUGACUGCUAUUGUUAAUGCAAGGCCGCUUACAGCAGUUUCCACUGACCCAGAGCAUCCUGAGAUUCUCACUCCUGCCAUGCUUCUCACGCAAAAGGCAGCCACCCCCUCAGUCAUCCCAGGUCACUUUGAUGACCGUGACCUGUUCAGAGCACAAUGGAGACGUGUACAGUAUCUGGCCAAUCUCUUCUGGGGACGAUGGAAGAGAGAAUUCCUCAGUGACCUGCAACCUCGUCGCAAAUGGAGAACACCUAAACCCAACCUACAAGAAGGAGAUGUCAUCCUGCUAAAAGAUGGGCAAGAGCACAGGAACGACUGGCCCCUUGGUGUUGUUGCAAAGACCUUUCCCAGUCAGGAUGAAAGGGUCAGGAAGAUCCAAGUCAAGAUAACCCGCAACGGUGAACAGAGACUGUACUUGAGACCUAUCAGUGAGGUCAUCCUGCUGGUUCCGAGGAACCACACAUAAAGGACCCCUCAUAUCCUUUGAAAAACAGUGGGUGUGGGUUAGUAUGACAUCCUGUUGAUGUCAGACGGGGAGUAUUCUGUCCCUCAGUCUUGUGUUAUUAUUUUACUCCUUUUCUGGAGGUUUAUUUUCUUACAGAGCUAAGCUUCUUCAGUCUACAGCUUAUCUGGUUAAUGUUCCUGUAAGAGAAUCUAGUGAUUGUGAGUUUGUGGUUGAUCUUAC